AUGAAUACGACUUUAGCUGAAAUUGUGCAAAAGAUUGCUAGUCAAGGAAAGAAUCCCGAUGUCUCUUUUCUCAAAGAUAACCCAGAAGCACAGACAAUGCUCUUGUUGGCUUUGUUAUCUAAUAAUGCUAAUACAAAUGCAGCAGCAGCAGCAGCUCCAGCAUCAACGGCACCAGCAACCACUACAAAAGCAGCAUCCAGCGAUGGUAAUGAAAAGCGUAAAUAUAGCUCCUUCAGCGAUGGCAAAUCUCCUAGUCCACCAGCAUCUGGCAAAAAUGAUGCUGAUUCACCUCGUAGAGUAGGCAGAAAGCCAGUGACCAGCGAUGAUGAAGAUUCAGAUAACCCCAAAUCAAAGAGAAAAGCACAGAACCGAGCUGCCCAGCGAGCAUUCAGAGAGAGAAAAGAGAACCAUGUUCGUAUCUUGGAGGACAGAGUGAAGGAACUGGAAAAACAGCUGAACCUUGAUAAGAACUCCAAGUUGCUAGUGGAAAACGAAAAGCUAAAGGAGAUGAUCACUCGCUUACAAAAUGAAAAUGCCGCCUUGUUGGGAUCCACUGUGUCUUUUGACUAUCCUCUCAGUAACUCGGCAUCCUAUGAUGAAAGACCCCAAAAGAUCAUUCGUCAAAGCAACAUUGUGGAAUCACCUAUUGCACAUUUUGAUAGCUUCAGCAGUGGUUAUUCCACAUCUUCCAAGAGUAGAUCAAACACACCGGAAUUCCAAAUUCCCGCAUCUCAUCAACAGCAACCACGUCAACUGACUAUUGAUGAUAUCUUGCAAACCACAGAUUUGCCUUCAAACGCCUUGCUGGAUCAUUCACAACUCCUCAACGACGACAAGUUGGAUUACGGCACACAAUUAGACGAUAUUUUAAAUCAACAUCGUCUUACAUUUCAAACGGAUCCAUCUCAAUUUGACUUUUUUUACCCUCUCAAUGGCGCAAACGAUAUACUCAAUACUGCGGCCAUCACAUUACCGCCUGAGGAGGAAAAAGAUGAGGAAAUCAAAAAUAUCACCAAAGUGUGGGACAAGUUAUCCGAGCACCCACGAUUUGAUGAGAUUGAUAUGGAUGUGCUUUGUGAUGAAAUGCAUAAAAAGGCUACUUGUACUGAUUUCGAUCAUGAUAAAGAGAUGGAGAAACUGGUCGAUAAAUAUUAUCCUGUGGAAAACUAA
This is a messenger RNA of Mucor velutinosus, 1170 nucleotides long. RefSeq lists its product as uncharacterized. The transcript has 2 exons. The coding region runs from base 1 to 1170 and encodes 389 amino acids. Gene Ontology annotation, molecular function: DNA-binding transcription activator activity, RNA polymerase II-specific; transcription cis-regulatory region binding. Lineage: Eukaryota; Fungi; Mucoromycota; Mucoromycetes; Mucorales; Mucoraceae. Gene Ontology annotation, cellular component: RNA polymerase II transcription regulator complex. Gene Ontology annotation, biological process: regulation of DNA-templated transcription. The record is from RefSeq and is a predicted model, not a curated record.